AUUUGAUCGCUGCAGCCAUGUGACUACUGUGACGUCACCGGUCUUGCAGCAGAAGUAGAACUAACAACUAACCGUGUUUAUGAAGUUAUAGGUCAGUGUUACUGUGACAAGGUGAGUACCUGUUACUCAGUGUCACGCACGUCAAUAAGAGACCACAAACAGUUAUUGAAGUAUUGGGCUGAUUCAUGUGUGACCAUCAAGAAGAGGACAGAGAAAAACCAAACCUCAGAGAUCUACAUAAUGACUGGACAGAGAAGAACCAAACCUCAGAGAUCUACAUAAUGACUGGGAAGAAAUAAAUGGAGUUUGAUGAAGUUGCAGUUUAUUUCUCGGAGGAGGAGUGGGGCUGUUUAGCUGAAGAACAAAAAGAGCUUUAUAAGGAUGUGAUGUUGGAGAAUUACCAGACCCUCAGGUCUCUAGGAUAUGUUCCUGAGAAACCUUUACUUGUUACACAGAUUGAGAACAGAGAGGAGCCGUAUGUGGGCACUUUUCCUAUUACCGAAGGCUUGGAUUAUAGUCAUGGACAGUAUACUGAUACUUCUUUCAGCCAUUUUCAAAAUCAAAGUAGCCACAUGGAAAAUGUAUGUUCUGAAUGUGGGAAAUGUUUUACUCUGAAAUCACAUCUUGCUAAACAUCAGAAAAUUCAUACAGGAGAGAAAGCAUUUUCAUGUUCUGUCUGUGGUAAAACUUUUGCUCUGAAAUCAUAUCUUACUAAACAUCAGAAAACUCAUACAGGAGAGAAAGCAUUUUCGUGCUCUGAAUGUGGGAAAUGUUUUGCUCGGAAAUCACAUCUUAUUACUCAUCAGAACGUUCAUACAGGAGAAAAAGAAGUUUCGUGUUCUGAAUGUGGGAAAUGUUUUACUCGGAAGUCAACUCUUAAUACUCAUCGAAAAAUUCAUACUGGAGAGAAAGCAUUUUCAUGUUCUGACUGUGGGAAACGUUUUAUUAUGAAAUCAGAUCUUAAAAAGCAUCUGCCAAUUCAUACUGGAGAAAAAGCAUUUUCAUGUUUUGAAUGUGGGAAAUGUUUUACUCUGAAAUCACAUCUUAUUAUUCAUCAACAGAUUCAUGCAGGAGAUAAAGCAUUUUCUUGUUCUGAAUGUGGGAGAUGCUUUACUCUGAAAUCAUAUCUUAUUAAGCAUCAGAAAAUUCAUACAGGAGAGAAGGCAUUUUCAUGUUCUGACUGUGGGAAAUGUUUUACUCUGAAAACUUAUCUUAUUGCUCAUCAGAAAAUUCAUACAUGAAAUAUAUCAAUUUGAUAUUCAGAACACAUUAAAAGAUAUUAAGAACACAUUAAAAGCCAACUAUUAAGCCAGUGAGUUUAGAAUAUAGCUCAAAUAGAUGUGCUCUAUGGCUAGUAACAUUAUGUUAAUACCAUAUAUGGUAGCCACUGUGCUAUCUAAGCAAUUACAUUUUGCUGGCUGGCUUCAUUUCUGUUACUUGGUUACUGUGCCUUAAAGGAACACUAACCCCAUUGUUUUCUUUCAUGAUUCAGAUAGAACAUGCAGUUUUAAGCAACUUUCUAAUUUACUCCUAUUAUCAAUUUUUCUUCAUUCUCUUGCUAUCUUUAAUUAAAUAUCAGGAAUGUGAUGAAUAGAAGCCGGCCCCUUUUUGGUUGACAACCUGAGUUAUGCUUGCUUAUUGGUGGGUAAAUGUAAGCCUCCAAUAAGCAAGCACUAUCCAUAGUGCUGAACCUAAAAUGGGCUGGCUGCUAAGAUUUACAUUCCUGCUUUUAAAAUAAAGAUAGCAAGGGGAGGAGCUAGCCAGCAGCCUAGACAGACACAAUUUAACAGAUCUCUAGUUAAAACCUGUCAUUUAUUAGCUCUAAAAAGCACUAUUUAGGAGCUGAUUCCCAGAAAAAAAACUUUGGAACAGUAUUUACUCACUACAAGAGACCAUUGGCUGAAAUUUGGCUGAGUUUGAGACAUUUCGAUCUACCCAGAAAGGAGUUCCAGAGGAUUUUCAGGAAAAUCCCAGGCUUCGGCCUACCUCGGAAAUCUCUGGCUCAUUAAAGUGCCUGAAAUCUUCAUGAAAAAAUAAGAUUAAAGCAGGCAGAACUACCAUCCCUGAUAAAUAACUGCACAUCAGGAUCUAAGCAGGUAUUAAAUAUAGGCAGAUCACACAUUAAAGACUGAAAGGUGGAGAAAAGAAGGAACUUUCAAUCAAAGUGUGAGUAACAAACAAGCAGCAAACCACUGUGUGUAAUAUACAUCACUGUCAUCUAGAUAUUUCAGAAACUUACACUAGCAAAAAUCAGACUAUCAAGGAACUACUUUCAUUGUAUUUUCAUUAGAGGCUACAAGGCCUAAUAUUGAGACUCCAUUUUAUGGGAGUAUUGGACAUUGUAAGGGCUAUAAAGCUAAUAUAAUGAACUAAAACGAUGACAACAAGAACAUAAGCAACUAAUAAACUCUUCAUUUACCUGAAGAUUGCACAUGCAAAUGUAAAGGGAAAUAAAUAGGAAGUUUGGUUCAGUAUCUCUUCUAUAAGGGUUUUCACAGAUAACAACUACAAGACUCUAACCUGAAGGUGCAACUUCAGUGGUGUUUUCAGGAUAUGAUUAGAGAACUUUUCAGGGCCCUAAAAGUCAGGAGAUGGAGAUACUGCAAUUUCCUAUGUAAAAACCAAUAAUAAUGCUCUGCACCAUCAUAUAUAAAGUUCAAAAGCAAUGUUAAAGCAUUAAAUAUCAACCUGGAACGAAUAAAGCCAGUCAUGAUCUUUAAAUAAAUGUAAUAUGAGAGAAUAAAUCCAUACUUUUGCCCUUCAUUCAUAAUAAUUAAAUUGCACGCUAAGAAGCCUGGCGACAUAGAGUGGAAGAUACACUCUGAACUGAUUAAGGGAAGACGUAAAUAAUUUUUUCAAGAUGAAGAGCAGAAACCAAUCUGUGAAAGAGUGCCUCACUAAGUCACAGCUAAAAUUGAAAGCAGCAGACAAAGCUAAUAGUCCUCCAAAACAACAUACUCAAGCAGAAACAUCAGAUGAAGAGGUGGGACAACCUGGAGAUAUACCAAAUAAUGAGCUUCUGUUUCAAAUCAAAACUUUCUGCCAUGAGGAACUAAAAACAGCUUUAUAUGACCUUAAGCAAGACAUCAAAGAGAUUGGAGGAAGAACAACGGAGAUUGAAAAUAGGCUGGAAGAUAUCUCAGAAGACAUCCCUCAGAUUAAAACUACUCUAAUGGAUCAUUCUAUAUACAUCAAGAAGUAGAAGAUUUGGAAAAUAGAUUGAGGCGCUCCAAUCUCAGAAUAAGGAAUCUUCCAGAAGAGUACAAAACUUUGCAAGCAGAUGUAACUGAGAUUUUUCAUCAACUUGUCCCGGAUACAGAACCCUCCAUGUUUUUGAUGGACAGGGUGCAUAGAGCCUUAACCAAACCCUCUCAAUCCAAGACAAGAGAUGUAGUAGUCAAACUACAUUAUUUCCAUGUUAAAGAACUAAUACUUCAAGCUGCAAGACAAGCAUGCACAUCUAUCACCAGUGACACUAAGAAGGCGAAGAGAAUUGAAACCAGUAGUGACAGCCCUCAUAUGAGAAAAAUUGAGAUAUAGAUGGAACUUUCCGUUCAAAUUAAUCUUCACAUGUAAGAACUCCACCUAUUCAUGCACCACGGUUGAAGAGGGACGGUUGCUGCUUGCCAAGCUUGAGAUUCCAAUAGAGGAAGAUGUUUCGCCGGACCCCCCACAAACCACUAGGAGACUACCACAGAAAGAAUGGACUGAGGUAAAUAGGAAUGGGAGACCUAAAAAACCCAAAUCUAAUGUCACAAGAGAAGAUGGUGGAAGCAACAAUAGCACAGAGGCAUACCCAGUGCCGUGAUUCUCUCAACAGAGACAGCUUCGAGGUUUGAUAAAGAGAAAAAGAAAACCGAAGUGUGAUCUAUGGAUUAUACAAUGAUAAUAAUAAUAUUUAAGAUGAAGGUACUGUUACCAGAACGAUGAACAAUGUUGAAAGGGGGUAAUCUCAUUGUUUGCUUGCUCUCCUCUACCCUAAUUAUUCAUUCUUCUUUACCCCCAGCUUUUUCCCACUCAUUCCCUUCUAACCUUCCCCUAAUACUAAUACUUGAUCUUCACUGAUGCUAAUACCAAGGAUAUGAUUGGUUCUCUAAAAUCUGCUUUAUGUGACAGGAUGAGAUCAUAGAUCAAUAUAUGUUAGUUCCAGAGUUGAUUAUAUUGUUUAUUUUUAUUUAAAACAAGAAAAACGUUCAAAUGUUAUUCAAUUGUUCAAACACACUAAGUUUUAUGUUAAUGUUAUGUUUUUAUAUAUGUUUAUAUGCAGUCUCAAGUGUCAUCAAAAUAGAAGUUCACAAGACAAUUAAUAUAAAGGGUAAUAUUCGAGGUAUUAAGAAUGUUGCUUUCCUAAGAUGUUCAGGUAUAAAGGUAAGAGGUAUAGAUAGGCGACUUAUAAAGAGGACCUAUAUAAGCAGUGCUCGAGGUAAGAAGUCAUAUUCAUUACAUUAAUUUCACACAAUGUUAGGGGGCAUAACUCCAACACAAAAAGGAAAAAAGCUAUUAUAGAUUACAAGGCCCAGAAAGCCCAAAUAAUAAUGCUCCAAGAAACGCACUUCACCUCAGAUGUAACACCUAAAUAUUGGGAUAAGAGCUUUCCAUUGCAAUACCAUGCAUUCACUGACAAGAAAAAAUGCAGAGUUUCCAUCCUCAUACAUACCUCUCUGAACUUUAAGGAGGAAGAGAUAGUUAAAGAUAAGGGAGGGAGAUUUCUAAUAGUCAAGGGGACAAUCCAUAACGUCCCAGUGGUAUUAAUGAAUGUAUAUGCACCUAGUGAGAAUCAGGGCCCCUUCAUCACUAAAAUAAGCAGACUACUCCUGUCAUGGAAGAGAAGUAAAAUCAUAAUAGGAGGAGAUUUUUAAUUUAACGUUAAAUGAUGAUCUAGAUAGAACUUCACAAACACCCCAUAAAAAAUGGAGAACAACACCAGCCCAACAGCUUCUAGCUGACUUAUUACUAGACUUCAAUCUAAUAGACAGUUGGAGGGCACUUAACAAGGGAGCUAAAGAUUUCACUUAUUACUCCACAGUGCAUGGUACCUAUUCAAGAAUAGACUUGAUCCUAAUCAGUCAGGUCCUAUUGUCACUGGUAAAGCUAGCGUUUAUUCAUAACUGUUUAUGGUCUGAUCACGAUAUGAUGAUAAUUGAUCUAGAGGGAAUGAUCAACCCCAUUAGAGUUAGAUCCUGGUCACUCCACCCUAGCCUACUUCAGAAUACCAUUGUUCUUCAGAAAGUACAGCAGCAUAUUAAAGAUUUUGUAGAUAUUAAUGCAGGAUUAACAUCCAAUCCAAAUUUUGUAUGGAGUGCACUUAAGGCCUCGGUGAGAGGCCUGCUAAUUGCCGAAUCUAACAGAAUAAAGAAGAAUUAUAAUGCCAAACUAGAUAGCUUGAGGGUAGAAAUUGCUGCACUCAGAGAACAAAUAAAAAAAGCCCCCCAAAAAAGGUCUUAAAAUUACUUAAAAUUAAAAACAAAGAAAUAAACCAACUAUUAGAAGUGAUCCAGUCGAUAAAAGCGGUAGACACCAGAUAUUAUAUUUACGCAAACAAACCAGAUAGGAUGCUGGCAAAUAAACUAAAAGACCUGACAAGGGCGACUACAAUCCCACAAAUACAAACUACCUCGGGACAAGUCACAAAUGAUCCCCUACAAAUAGCCAAUGAGUUUGCCAACUUUUAUAACAAUCUUUAUAAUUUACCUAGUAGUAAUAAAAAUAAUAACAAGAGAGAAGAAUUGAUUAGAUUCCUAGAAGAUAGCAAAUUAAAAACUAUCACAGAAGAAGAACUAGAUAAUUUGAACUCCCCCAUAACAAUACAAGAGAUUAUGCUGGCUAUCAAAGAACUUAAGAAAAACAAAGCACCAGGCCCUGAUGGGUUUCCAGGCUCAUUUUAUAAAGACCUGCAGUUAUCACUGGCUCCCCAAUUGAGGAUACUGUUUAAUAACAUCUUGCAAGGAGUAGAUAUUCCCCCAGAUUUGUUGACUGCAAGGGUGACGGUCAUUCCAAAACCUGGCAAGAGCAAACAAUACUGCCAAAAUUACCGGCCAAUUUCCUUAAUCAACCAGGACCUAAAAUUAUUCACAAAAAUUCUGGCUAACUGAUUGACCCUACCCGUUAGAAAUUUGAUAGACAAUGACCAAGUGGGUUUCAUCUCGCAAAGAGAGGCACCAGAUAACACUAGGAAAGUGAUUGACCUGAUUAAUUAUGCGACAGUUGGGAAGAUGCCUUCUCUGUUUCUAGCAUUGGACGCAGAGAAGGCAUUUGAUAGAGUUAACUGGGAAUACAUGUUUGCAGUGCUUAGCAAAAUGGGAUUUAAAGGCCCCUUCACUACUGCCUUAAAAAAGAUUCAAGCCCAGGUGCAUACAUAAGACUCUCAGGGUAUCAAUCAGACAGAAUAAAAAUCCAUAAUGGCACAAGACAAGGUUGCCCCCUGUCACCCCUACUUUUUGCUCUAUGUGUUGAGCCAUUGGCGGUUAGGAUAAGGGAUAAUCCAAAUAUUGCAGGUAUACGGGUGGGGGAUAAGGAAUAUAAAAUUUCAUUAUUUGCUGAUGACGUCAUCCUUGCAGUCACAAAACCUUUACUUUCGCUCCCGAUGGUAUAUUCCAUAAUAAAUAAAUUUGGACAGUUGUCUGGAUAUAAAAUUAAUGAAGGCAAGUGUGAGGCCCUUAGCACAUAUCUCCCAAAGCCAACAAAGAAAUUAUUAGAAAUUAACUUUACAUUUAAAUGGCCAAAUCAUCUCUCAAAUAUCUAGGAAUCAACCUCACAAAAGAUGUGCACUUACUUUAUAGGGAAAAUUAUGUCCCCAUGUUCACACAGAUUAGAGAGCUAUUAGUGAAAUGGACUAAAUUUAACAUCUCCCUGUAUGGAAGAGUAAUAUCUGUCAAAAUGACAAUAUUGCCCAAACUCCUAUACCUAUUCAGAACACUCCCAAUUUCAAUAACGUUGUCAGAAUUAUAUGUAAUGCAGAAGGCAAUUUUAAAAUUCAUUUGGGGAGAGAAAAGGGCUAGAAUAAACAAACACAAUAUGAUGAGACAUAGGGGAGAGGGAGGCAUUGGAUUACCUAACCUAAUAUCAUAUUAUUAUGCAGCUAGAUUGGCCCAGACCACACAAUGGUUUAAAUUAGGACUUACACCACAAUGGGUCCAACUAGAAAAAGACAUGCUUAAUGUAAGAAGAUUGGAUAAUAUUCUUUGGGCAACACAAGAAAACAGACCCGGUCACAUCAAACAGUUCAUUGCGAUCACACACACUGCUUUUAUUUGGGACACAGCGACUAGGAAGUAUCAUUUACUCAACGAGAGGUCCAGACUGACCCCGCUCUCCCCUCUUGAAUCUUUAGUUGACAUACAUACUCAAAGGAAAUGGGAGAAUAAAGGCCUCUACCGAAUAGCAGAUGUUUAUGUUAAUAGCGACCUACUAUCCUUCUCUCAAUAUGCAGAGCUAGGCACACCCGGACAAAAUGAGUGGUUCCACUACUUACAACUUAAAUCCAGAGUUCGAGAGAUAAUAGGAUUAGAUAAGCCUCCAAACAAUACUAUAUUAGAAUCACUAUGUUUAUCAAAGGAGGUUAGGAGGGGACUGAUAGCAUUGCUCUAUCCGGCUAUUAAUGGUGGCUCAAAUAGGGACAAGAGUGUAAUAAUGACUAAAUGGGAACAGGAUUUGGGCAGGACAUGGACAAUAGAUAACUGGGUAUCAAACAUUAAUAGAGGUCUAUCGUUUUCUCCAAAUGCCAUGUUGAAGGAAAACUAUAUUAAAGUACUCUAUAAAUGGUACAUAUAUCCCACAAGAUUUGCCAAUACACAGGACAGCAGGCCCCACUUGUGCUACAGGGGUUGUGGGGAGGAAGGGACAUACUUACACAUGUGGUGGCAUUGUGGAAAGGUUACAGAGAUUUGGAAUCAGACUUCAAGGUAUAUAAGCCUAAUUCUAGAAACUAAUAUCACACUUACCCCUGAACAGGCUUUGCUUCAUUUUCCUCCAGAUAAUAAAGUGAAAAGACAUCACAAGCUAAUAGCCUUGAUCUGCAUGGUUGUGAGAGUAAGCAUAGCUAGAUUUUGGAAGGUGGAUCCACCCUCAUUUGAAUAUAUUAAAAGGAGAAUAGAUUAUCACUUUACAAUGAGUAGCGCCUCGGCAGAGCUCCUUAAUACCAGGGAUAAGUUUAUACAACAGUGGGAACCAUAUAUUAUGUAUACUGAAAAAGGAAAUAGAGCUAGAAUGCUAGCAAACCAACAAGAUCAGUAGGAAACAAUCCGGUUAGAGUGCCUCAAUUAGUGAGAUAAUUGAGUCUUCUGGAGCAAGAUGAACUGGUAGAGAUGAGGGGGGGAAGAGAUAGGGAUUUGAUCAUGAUUGAGUCAGGCUAGAUGGAAAGCGGAAUUAACACACCAUUAUAUUUUGGAAUGUUACUGAAAGGUCGAUAAACCAAAAUUAUUCUUGUCUUGUGUGGAAAACUCACAUAUUCAAUCACUUGAAGGCUGCAAUGUUAUUGUAUUUGUAUUUUUUGUUUUUAUGUUUCUAGCUGUUAUUUAAGAUGCUGUAUGUAAUAACAUUCAAAAGUCAAUAAAAAAAAACUUUCAUAAAAAAAAUAAAGAUAGCAAGGGAACGAAGAAAAAUUGAUAAUAGGAGUAAAUUAGAAAGUUGCUUAAAUGUCAUGCACUAUCUGAAUCAUGAAAGAAAACAUUUGGGUUCAUUGUUCCUUUAAAGCUAUAUUUCAGAACAUUUCACUCCUGUACAUUGCUGGUCUUUUUUCUCAAUAGUGCAGUCUUGCUGCCAGCGACUAGCGAUGUACAAGUUACGUCGUGGUCAUUAAGGGGUUAAUUACUCCUAAGAAUUUAUUCUAUUGUUGGUGAGAGAUCAGAAUUAAUAUAUAUAUACAGUAUAUAUAUUUAGUAAUUAUACACAGUUCCCAGAACAUUGGAGUGUUCUAAUGUCACUGGUUUAAAUAAGCAAAGUGGUGUAAAGAUUGUUACAUUUUCUCUGAUGAACAUUCCUCUUUUUAAGUGCUCCUAUGAUCACUUUCAUACCUUUAAAUAUUCCUGAUACCAGCCUACCUGCUUGAGUUUAGCUACAACUUAGUAUGACAUCAAUACAGAUUAACAUCUUUAUUCAGCAACAUCUAACUCUUCACAUGACAUUUGGUAGGAUAUGAAGAGCUCGUGAACAACAGAAGAAAGAAUAUCUGAGACCUACAGACACUGUUUUUUCCUUUUGGGGAUGUUAAUAAUGUUGUGGAAUCCAAUUGUUUUCUUCAAGUCAAUAAAUGCUUUAAUGUGUU
Messenger RNA from Bombina bombina (fire-bellied toad), 9262 nucleotides. RefSeq names its product gastrula zinc finger protein XlCGF17.1-like. The record is from RefSeq and is a predicted model, not a curated record. The transcript is spliced from 5 exons. Lineage: Eukaryota; Metazoa; Chordata; Amphibia; Anura; Bombinatoridae. Bases 300 to 1241 code for a protein of 313 amino acids. Gene Ontology annotation, molecular function: RNA polymerase II cis-regulatory region sequence-specific DNA binding; DNA-binding transcription factor activity, RNA polymerase II-specific. Gene Ontology annotation, biological process: regulation of transcription by RNA polymerase II.